UGUGGGAAGAAUUAGAACUCUUAUUUAUGACUCAUGAUUUAAAGAUUCUAAGUUUCUUUUAGAUGGGUUGGAUUUAGAGGAAGGUACAUCUUGCUUUAUUUGUUCAUUAGUUCAUUCAAUAACAUUUAAUGAAUAUCUACUCUGUGCAAGGAUUAGUAGAUGCUGGAGGUGUAGUUAUGAGUAAGAUACACUGCCCUUGCUCUCAUGAAGCUUGUCUUCUAUCAAAGAAAACAUGUAAAACAAUCAAUUAGAGAAUAAAUGAUUUAAAUACAUUUAUAGUAAGUACUAAGAUAAAAAGGGAAUGCUUUGAAAUUCCAUAAUUGGGGAAUUUGACCUUGUCUGGGAAUCAGAGAUGGCUUCCUUGAGGAAGUGACACUGAGUUACUUUAUCAUUAUCACAUAUAUGAUUGAGGAAUUCAGUUUAACUAAUGCUUUUUUUUUUUUUUUAAAUCAAAGUUAUUUAAGGUUUACCUAAUAAACACGGCACCAAACCAAACACAUUGCCAUCGAGUCAGUUUUCACUCAUAGCUACCCUAUAUAUAGGACAGAAUAGAACUGCCCCAUAGGGUUUCCAAGGUUGUAAUCUUUAUCGAAGCCAACUGCCACACCUUUCUCCUGCAGAGCGGCUGGUGGGUUUGAACUGCCAACGUUUUGGUUAACAGGCAAGCACUUAACCACUGUGCCACCGGGGCUUCAGUAAACAUGGUAACAAACUUACAUUCAAUUCUAUUCUUGGUUUUAGUUGAGGUGCAUAAGCCCAUUACUUUCUGAAAUAAACAAACCAAAGCACUUCUGUUGUCUAUCUUUCCAGAUAGACUGUGAGCUUCUCAAGGACAGAAGCUCUAUCUCUAGAGCCUUAUAGUAUGUGAGACACAUAGUAAGUGCUAAAUAAAUAUUGAACAAAUCAAUUAUGAAUAAUCUGUUAAUGUGGAGGAAGCAACUUGGUGAUUUACCUUUGCGUUUCUUCUAAGCAGCAUUUUAGUAGUUAAGAGCAGGAGGCUUUGAAAUAAAUUAUAAAGCCUAGUUUUGAAUCCCAAUUCUUUAAUGUAAUAGUUGUAUAUACCUAGCAAGUUACUAAACUUCUCUAAACCUCAUUUUCCUCUUCUAUAAAGUGAGAUUACAUGUGUAAAUUUAGCAUAGUGUUUGACAAUAAUAAGCGUUCCAUAAGUGAGGGCUAGUAUUAUUACUAGAGACAUGUACCAAAGUUUUCACCUUUGGGCUUUAUUGGGAAAGUUUAAAGUAGACACCUAUAAGGGCACAAAACACUAGUAUGUCUAAGACCAGAUAAUUGGCCCUCCCCAAAAUUAUACCAAGUUAAAAAGUGAAAAACUUAUAAAUAGUAGACUGCUAUUGAAACUAAACCUCAUGAAUUAUUAAUCAUUGAUAAUUAAGUGGCUAAUCAUGGCCAUUAUCAGUACAAUGAGUAUAUUUCCUCCUGUUAUAUGUCAGUUUUUUAAUAAAUCAAUGUUUUUAUGAAUGGAUUUUUGUGAAUAUUUUUAAACCAAAUAAUCUCUCAAUGUAUCUUUUAUGUCAAUUAAGAUAGUUAAUGUAUGAGGUUUGCUUGAAUGAUGUGUGCAUAUUUAAAAUUAUUGGUGGACAGAAUUACAUUUGGGAAUGGAAAAAGCAGAAGAUCUAGCCCAUAUUUCUAAUUUUUCAACUUCCCUAAGUGAACUUGAAGCCUUGGUGGUGCACUGGUUAAGAGCUUGAUGGCUAACCAAAAGGUCGGCAGUUUGAAUCCACCAACAACUCCUUGGAAACCCUAUGGGGCAGCUCUGCUCUGUCCUGUAGGGUCGCUAUGGGUCGGAAUCAACUCGACAGCAACGGGUUUUUUUUUUUUUGGUGGGGGGGAGUUUAAGUGAACUUAGUCAUUUUAAAUAGUUCUCUGUCACUCUCUUUGCCUAUGUAGUGAAAAGUACUAUCACUCUUUUUCUGUUUCUCUUUAAUCCUGACUUUUUUCUGAAUAUCUUUACGAUAGUAAGGAAUGUAAGGAAACUUAUUGACUAAACAAAUAUUCUAAGGUUUUAAAUCUGACUUUAAAAUUUCCUUUAAUUCCAUGUUACAGGAGGUCCCUGGGUUGAGAACGUCCAAUUUAGGGAGAUUGAGGGAAAAUUCAUACUUUAAUGUUAUGUUAAUUUUCCCUCACUUUGAAACAACUGAGCCAGACUCUUCUGGCAACAGUCAUCACAAUCACCUGCAGUUGGGGCACAUGCAGCUUUUAAAUCAUUGAAAAGGCUUUGAGCCUUUACUUGUACUAACCCGUUGCCAUUGAGUUGAUCCCACUCAAUAGUGAUUCUAUUGGACAGGGUGGAAAUGCCCCAAAGGAUUUCCAAGGAGCCGCUGGUGGGUUCAAACUGCUGACCUUUUGGUUAGCAGCAGAACUUACCCACUUAACCACUAUACCACCAUGGCUCAACUUUAAAACCAUGUGUACCUGUUCUGACUUACCUACGAAUGAGACUUAAAGACACAGUUAGGAAUGGAUUUUGUUUGUAACCUGGGGACUGCCUGUAUUUACAAAGUUAUGAUUUGCUUGCAAAAAUAAAAUAAUAUAAUUACCCUUUAGAACAAAGCAAUGCAAAAAAUAUCACCAAACAGAAAAACCAUUAAGACCUUUUUAUUCUACAUUGAAAAAAAGCACUUCAAGUUUCUCGACACACUAAAUACCCACAAAUUAGUGCUUUUUUUUUUUUUUCUUGUAAACCCUUGAAAUUGGCUGUAGUCAAGGGAUUCAGAAGACACAAUUUGGAACAUAUUUUUAAGAAUACAAGAUGUUUGAUUAAAGUAUUAUGGUUAAUAUAUGGCCUUCUGGAAAACUAUUUCAGCACUUGAAAUGUUUGGAUUGAAUUGGGUGGAUUUACAUGCUUUUCAUAAGUUAACAUUUAAAAGAACAGAAUUCAGCAUGUAGUGUGGGUUCUUUGAGGCUGUAUUAAGUAAGGGACAAAGUGGGCAAAUCUUACCUUUCUUGCCAACUGCGUGAUAAGAAUCAGCAUGAAUUCAUUCCCCAAAAUGUGGUGAUGGAUCCAGUCUUCACCUUCCCACUUCUCCCUUCUCAUCACCAGCUGCUCAAACUGCACCCCUCUCUUCGACCCUAGCCACCUGGAGCUGGGUCAGAACUCACAAGUUACAAGGACAACCGUCUUUGAGACCAAGCUGCCCAGGCAGCAGUUCUCUGACAGUGGCUGCCCGGAACUGGGUCAGAGUUCACAAGUUAGAAGGACAUCUUUCAGAUUGUCAAACCGGCAGAUGCCAGCCCUUGUGGGUUCAUUAAUUCGCUAGAACAACUCACAGAAUUCAUGGAGAAUGUACCAUAUUUAAGGAGCCUUGGUCAUGCAGUAGUUAAGAGCUACGGCUGCUCACCAAAAGGCAGCAGUUCGAAUUCACCAGCUGCUACUUGGAAACCCCCCAUGGGGGUUCUGCUCUGUCCUAUAGGAUGUCUAUGAGUCAGAAUCGACAGCAAUGGGUUUGGUUUUGGUUUGGUACCAUAUUUAAAGCGACAUAUUUAUUACAACCAAAAAAGAUACAAAUGAAGAGAUGCCUAGGGUGCGGGCUGGGUAGGGUCCUAGCUUGAAGCUUCGCAGCCCCAAAGAGGGACACACUACUCUCUCCUGUGCAUGUUCACCAACCAGGAAGCUUAUCUGACCCUUAGGGUUCAGGGCUGUUAAAGCCCUCACCACGUGGACAUGAUCGGUUACAUCAUGCCUCCUGAGGUGUAGGCAGCAUCAGGGCCGCCUAGGUGGUCCCUUUUGGUCUGGUCAGCCCCCUACUCAUUAGCCUCAGGUGUUGGUCCAGUUUGAAAGAACUGAGAACCAAGGUCAAAUUGCUUCUGCACCCUGAUUCCACUCCUCUAAGAGGCCCAUCUAGAGGAGUUUGUGUACAAAAUUGAAAACAACUAGCAGUUUUAUGUAAGGCAUUCCAGCAACCUAUAGUAAAUGGGAUUUAUUAUCAUGUUAAACUUGCAUCUGUUUUCUCCGAUGACUGCGUUGUCUCAUUUGCUCCUAGAAUAUCACUGAGAAUUAGGAUGCAAUCUCCAUUUUAACAAUUUUGUUAUGCCCAAGUUCACAAAGCAGCAAAUCGUUGAUAGUAUCUGUCAUCUCCUGAUUCUGUCUUUUCUUUUCCGUAUGUUGGUUUGUUUUCACCAGGUUACUUUCCUGGCUCCAUAAUCCAACCUGCGAUUUAGGAAGUCAUAGUGUGUAAUUCUUAAGAAGAUUUGCAAAGUGUUAUGCUGUAGGUACUGAAGAGUGAACUUAAAAAUUGCGCAAGUGAAAUUAAAAUUUUCUCUGAAUUUGCCAGUAUGCAUUUCUGGACAGAGGUUUUUCCUUGUUUAUUUAUUGCAAUUUCAUAUUUGAUCUUUAGCAAAAUUAAACUGUGACGAUUAAAAUCUCCCUUCCUUGUAAUUUUGGUUUCUAACCUGUUAAUGGAACCCUGGGGGCAGUGAUUAAGAGCUCCUCUGCUAACCAAAAGGUCAGCAGUUUGAAUCCACCAGCAGCUCUUUGGAAACCAUGAGGGUCAGUGCUAUUCGGUUCUGUAGGGUCGCUAUGAACCAUGUCAACUUGGGUGUUUUAGAGCAAACAGAGAAAAUAUUUAUUUUUAACUAUUCAGAUUACUAGUGUAAACUUUAAAAAGGUAACUUUUUUCCUUUUUAUAGUAGAGGUUUAGGAAAACCUUUAAGAAACAAAUUUAAAGUAAAUUUUUAUUGGGCUAAAAGAAUUUUUGAAGUUGAUUAUAAUCACUAAUGCUACUGAAAAACCGUAACUGGGAUUUAAAAACUAUCUUUUAAAAACACUGUAAAGUAUGUAUGAAAUAGAACUGCUCACUGAUAACUACAGAGAAGUUUGAUUUCGGAGAAUUCAAGGGCGGAAUCAGAAAAGGAGUGAUUGUUCCAAGUUGGUGAUUUGUUUGGAAUCAGGGUCACAAAAUCCAGUUGCGAUUGGACAUAAUUUAUUUUUCUGAAAUGUGAUUGGCUAAAACCCUUUUCAUGUUAUUUUCUAAUAACUGAGUCUGGAGCCUUUCUUUGUUUUUAUCAUCUGACCAGUGAGUUUGAGGUAUGUACUCGUACUGAAAGUACUCAAAUUGGCGCAGUGACAGUUUGUGAAUUUUAAGGACGUCGACAGAGCCUGUAACGGAACAUUUGGCCUUUCUUAUAACAAAGUAGUAGCGAGGCGUGAAUCUCUGAGUAGCUCCAACACGUAAUCAGUAUCGCUGCAAAUGGGAAAUAUGAAAGGAUGACAGCGUUUUCUUCGUUUUCACUUUAUGAAGUCGUAGGUUGUGUUCUGCAGUGACCAAGUUCUCUGGGUUUUAUUCAAAAGAAAGUGUUGUGCUUUGCUGCUGAGACGGCAGGGCUGUUAAUUCAGGGUAACUCAGACGGCGGCUUGCGUUCUGAAAAACAUCGCUCUGGAGAUGCGACGUUUAACCUGGAGUUUAUUUUUUGAUCCAGCGUGGAACCAGCACAUUUCACUUUCGCUUCAUCUCCCCCCACCCACAGACGAGGGAGCAACGAAUAGAGAGGUGGACCGCAAACGCAUUUAAUAGUGUUGCUGAAGGAGAGCACUCCCUUUCCCCGUGUCCCUCUUUCCUGGUUAGUCUUGAAGCAGCAGCCGCCACGGGAGCCUGGCUUGUGCCGCAGCGGCCGGCACUAUUUUCCGUCUGUGGUGGUUCCUCCGACCCUCUCCCGCGACUCCCGCCCUCGCGCCCGCGCUGGCGGAAGGAGACGUGCAGGGAACUUGCAGCCUUGGUAGUGGAUGGAAAGGCGGAGUAGUACUGGCCGCGGCGCUGUGGCGGCGGCGGGGGCCGGAGCUGGUUCAGUGCCUCCGACGGCUGUGUGGAGAUUUCUGUCAGUUUUUUUGUGGAGCUGCAGCCAGAGGUUGCGAGUCCGGGAGUCCAGGGGAGUUUCGGGGACACCGAGCGACUGAGCUCGCUGUGUCCUUCCAGGCAGAGCGUUUGGUGCGCCCCGAGCCCGCGUUCGCUUUUCGCUGAGCUGCCGGCGUCCCCCUCAGCAUGGGCGGCCGGUAGGAGCGGGGUUUCGCUGGUUCCCUGGCUGUGAAGAGGAGUCGGCCGGUUCAGCAGGGACCGCUAUGGCGGUGGAGACGCGGCCGGAGCUGGUGGGAAAGCGGUUUCUGUCUGUGGCGGUCGGUGAUGAGGCGCGGCCGGAGCGCUGGGAGAGCGGACGCUGCUGGAGGGGCUGGAGAGCGGGGGUCAUCCGAGCCGUGUCACACAGGGACAGCCGCAAUCCGGACCUAGCGGCGUACGUGGAAUUUGAUGGUCUUGAAUGGGAUAAACGAGAGUGGGUUAAAGUUUAUGAAGAUUUUUCUGCUUUCUUGGUGGAAUACCACUUAAUUUGGGCAAAAAGGAAGGACCCUCGCCAGACUCAGGGAUCAAAGAGCAAACAAAUUCAGUGGCCUGCGUUGACUUUCAAACCCCUGGUUGAAAAAAGUGUACCCAGUUCAGUCACUGCAGUAGAAUUCCUAGUAGAUAAACAACUGGAUUUUUUAACUGAAGAUAGUGCCUUUCAGCCCUACCAGGACGACAUAGACAGCCUAAACCCAGUUCUCAGGGACAACCCGCAACUUCAUGAGGAAGUGAAAGUCUGGGUAAAGGAACAAAAAGUUCAGGAGAUUUUUAUGCAAGGUCCCUAUUCCUUAAAUGGAUACAGAGUGAGAGUAUAUAGACAAGACUCUGCCACCCAGUGGUUUACUGGCAUAAUUACUCAUCAUGAUCUCUUCACCCGCACCAUGGUCGUUAUGAAUGAUCAGGUACUAGAACCACAGAAUGUCGAUCCUUCUAUGGUUCAAAUGACCUUUCUAGAUGAUGUUGUUCACUCUUUGUUAAAAGGUGAAAAUAUUGGCAUUACAUCACGACGUAGGUCUCGCGCCAGUCAAAAUAGCAACACUGUUCACGGUCAUUAUACACGUGCCCAAGCAAAUAGUCCCAGACCAGCAAUGAACUCCCAAGCUGCAGUACCAAAACAGAAUACACACCAGCAACAGCAACAAAGAAAUAUUCGUCCAAGUAAGAGGAAGGGCUCAGAUAGCAGCAUACCAGAUGAAGAGAAGAUGAAGGAGGAAAAAUAUGAUUAUGUAACACGAGGAGAAAAUACUAAAAGCAAAAAUAAACACUUGAUGAAUAAAAGAAGGAAGCCCGAGGAGGAUGAAAAGAAACUAAGUAUGAAGAGACUGCGAACUGACAAUGUUUCAGAUUUUUCUGAGAGCAGUGACUCAGAAAAUUCAAGUAAGAGAAUAACAGAUAAUUCCUCAGAGCAGAAGUCAGAGAAUGAGUUGAAAAAUAAAAAUACUUUAAAGAUAAAUGGAGAAGAAGGAAAAUCCCAGAGUAAUGAGAAGGCAGAGGAACAGACACUAAUGGAUAGCCCAGCUCCCUGGGAUCAAAUACAGGAAGAUAAAAAACAUGAAGAAGUAGAGAAACUGAAGUCAGUUGACUCUCAACUUCAAGAGAAAAAGCUUAUCCAUUCAGCAGAACAAACCACGCUUUCUGACCGUAAUCCUAGUGAUUUACUUCUUCAGGAAUGCAGUAUGGAAAAGACACACACAGUGGCAUUAGUACCAAAGGAGAAGUUUGUAUCCACACCACCCACACCAAAAUGUGUUAUAGAUAUUACAAAUGACACUAAUUCACAAAAGGUGGCUCAGGAAAACUCAAGUACCUUUGGCCUUCAGACACUUCAGAAAAUGGAUCCUAAUGUUAGUGACUCAAAACAUGCUAUGGCAAAUGCAAGAUACGUGGAAAUCACGAAACAAGAUUCUGAUCAAAGCUGGGUCAGUGAUGUAGUUAAAGUGGACUUAACACAGCUGAGUAUGAAUGCGUCUUCAGGAAGUGAUCAUCUGAAUUUGGAGAAAGAGAAACAUCAGUAUGUGUCUUACAUGUCAUCGUUAAGUGCAGUUUCUGUAACAGAAGAUAGUAAGCUGCAUAAGCUUAGUCCACCCCCGGAGACCAUAAAAUCUAAACUUAAUAUGUCAGUAGAUGUUCCCAAGACAAAAUCCAAUCCAUCACCUGAAGUUGUUAAAUCCAAAAUUACCUAUUCUCCUGAUUCACUAAAGUCUAAGGCUACUUACGUGAACAGCCAAGCUGCUGGUGAAAGAAGACUGGCAAAUAAGAUAGAACAUGAGUUAUCAAGAUGCAGCUUUCAUCCAGUUCCUGCUCGAGGCAGUACAUUGGAAACUACAAAGAGCCCCCUUAUCAUUGAUAAAAAUGAACAUUUCACAGUUUACAGAGAUCCUGCACUUAUUGGACCAGAAACAGGAGCUAAUCAUAUUUCACCUUUCUUAAACCAGCAUCCUUUUCCUCUUCAUUCCUCAUCCCAUAGAACCUGUUUAAAUCCGGGUACCCAUCACCCUGCCUUAACUCCUACACCCCACAUAUUGGCUGGAUCAUCCAGUCAAACUCCAUUACCUACCAUUAACACUCACCCUCUGACUAGUGGGCCACACCAUUCUGUUCAUCACCCUCAUUUACUUCCUACUGUGUUACCCGGAGUGCCUACUGCCUCCUUACUUGGUGGCCACCCACGACUAGAGACUGCUCAUGCCAGCAGCUUAAGCCACUUAGCACUAGCACACCAGCAACAGCAGCAAUUACUACAGCACCAGUCACCUCAUCUUCUUGGACAAGCCCACCCUUCUGCUUCAUAUAAUCAACUUGGACUUUAUCCAAUUAUUUGGCAGUAUCCAAAUGGAACACAUGCGUACUCAGGUCUUGGUCUACCUUCUUCUAAAUGGGUUCAUCCAGAAAAUGCAGUUAACGCCGAAGCUUCCUUAAGGAGGAAUUCACCCAGCCCUUGGUUACAUCAGCCCACCCCUGUGACCGCAGCAGAUGGCAUUGGAUUACUUAGUCACAUUCCUGUCAGACCAUCCAGUGCAGAGCCUCAUCGGCCUCUUAAAAUUACAGCGCAUUCCAGUCCACCGCUCACGAAAACUGUAGCUGACCAUCAUAAAGAAGACUUUGAGAGGAAAGCUUUUAUUGAACCGUUACGAUCUGUUGCGUCCACAUCAGCAAAAAAUGACCUGGAUCCAAAUAGGUCACAGACUGGAAAAGAUGGUCUUUUGCACAGGCAUUUUGUAGAUCCAUUAUUGAAUCAAUUACAGAGGCCACCCCAGGAGACUGGAGAGAGAUUAAACAAAUAUAAGGAGGAGCACCGACGAAUUCUUCAAGAAAGUAUUGAUGUUGCUCCCUUUACAACUAAAAUCAAAGGGCUUGAGGGUGAGAGAGAGAAUUAUUCCAGAGUGGCAUCGUCAUCUUCUAGCCCUAAAAGCCAUGUCAUCAAACAAGACAAAGAUUUAGAACGCUCAGUAUCAGAUCUUUAUAAAAUGAAGCACUCAGUGCCUCAGAGUCUGCCCCAAAGUAACUAUUUCACUACAUUGUCCAAUAGUGUAGUCAAUGAACCACCAAGAUCAUACCCAUCCAAAGAGAUUUCAAAUAUUUACACAGAAAAGCAGAGUAGUAGCCUUGCAGCAGCAGCUAAUCCUCAAACUCUGACUUCAUUUAUAUCAUCUCUUUCGAAGCCUCCACCUUUAAUUAAACACCAAACAGAAAGUGAAGGUUUAGUAGGCAAGAUACCAGAACAUAUUCCCCAUCAAAUUUCAUCUCACUCAGUAACAACUUUCCAAAACGACUGUAGGAGUCCUACCCAUUUGACAGUUUCUUCUACAAAUACACUCCGGAGUAUGCCUGCUUUACAUAGAGCACCAGUAUUUCACCCACCAAUCCAUCACAGCCUGGAAAGAAAGGAAAGCAGCUAUAGUAACCUUUCCCCUCCAACUUUAACUCCAGUGAUGCCAGUGAAUGCUGGUGCAAAAGUUCAAGAAUCCCAAAAGCCUCCAACUCUGAUACCCGAGCCUAAAGACUCUCAGGCAAAUUUCAAGAGUUCUUCUGAACAGAGUUUGACAGAAAUGUGGAAAUCUAAUAAUAACCUCAGCAAAGAGAAAGCUGAAUGGCACAUGGAAAAAAGCAAUGGAAAGUCACAGGCUGCUAUGGCAUCUGUCAUUGUACGUCCACCUUCUAGUACAAAAUAUGAGAGCAUGUCAACAAUGCAGUUUGCUUCCAAAGAGCGACUUAGUGAAAGAUCUUCAACCGAGGCAAAUCAAACAGAUUGCCACAAACCAGCAGAAGCCGGAGAGACUGGUAGAAUCGUUCUGCCGAGUGUGAAUUCAGACAGUGCUCAUAUAAAAUCUGAAAAAAUCUUUCAGUCUGUCUCACAGGGCACUGUUCCCAGUUCAGUCAUGUCUGCUGUAAAUACAAUGUGUAAUACCAAAACGGAUAUAUUUACAUCUGCUGCCACUACCACCACUGGUUCCAGCUGGGGUGCUUCAGAAGAAAUUUACUCUUUAUCAAAUACCACUUUGGCCUCUACAUCCUUAGAAUGUAUCUCUUCAAAAAGUGUUAGUCAGUCAGUGGCUCAGGCACAGGAAUGCAAGGUCAGCACCACAGCUUCAGUUACACCAGCCAGUAGUAAGACAGGAAAUGCUGUCCAGCCCAGCACUGGGUUCUCAGGCACAACUGAUUUUAUCCAUUUAAAAAAGCAUAAAGCAGCAUUGGCUGCUGCUCAGUAUAAAAGUAGUAGCAUCGGUGAGACUGAGCCUAAUACUGUGAAAAAUCUGACAUCCUCAGCCUCCCUUCCCUUGGAAAGCACUGUGGUCUGUAGUACAAUAAACAAAGCAAACUCUGUAGGAAAUGGGCAAGCAUCCCAGACAAGUCAACCGAACUACCAUACUAAAGUGAAAAAGGCCUGGCUCACUAGACAUUCUGAAGAAGAUAAAAAUACUAAUAAAAUGGAAAAUUCAGGGAACUCUGUAUCAGAAAUUAUUAAGCCAUGUUCUGUCAAUUUAAUAGCCUCUACAUCUAAUGAUAUACAAAAUAGUGUAGAUAGUAAGAUCAUAGUUGAUAAAUAUAUAAAAGAUGAUAAAGUCAGUAGGAGAAAAGCCAAAAGAACUUACGAAUCUGGCUCUGAAAGUGGAGACUCCGAUGAAAGUGAAAGCAAGUCAGAGCAAAGGACUAAAAGGCAGCCGAAGCCAACUUACAAAAAGAAGCAGAAUGAUUUGCAGAAGAGAAAAGGUGAAAUAGAAGAAGAUUUGAAACCCAACGGGGUUCUCAGCAGGAGUGCUAAAGAAAAAAGUAAAUUGAAGUUGCAGAGCAACAGUAAUAGCGCUGGCAUUCCUCGUUCAGUGUUAAAAGAUUGGCGUAAAGUCAAGAAACUGAAGCAAACUGGGGAGUCCUUUUUACAGGAUGACUCUUGCUGUGAGAUAGGGCCUAAUUUACAGAAGUGCCGAGAAUGUAGACUUAUUCGGAGUAAAAAAGGAGAAGAACCAACUCACUCACCAGUGUUUUGUAGGUUUUACUACUUUAGACGAUUGUCAUUUAGUAAAAAUGGAGUGGUUAGAAUAGAUGGUUUCUCUUCUCCUGACCAAUAUGAUGAUGAAGCUAUCAGUUUAUGGACACAUGAAAAUUAUGAAGAUGAUGAACUAGACAUAGAAACAUCUAAAUAUAUAUUGGAUAUAAUAGGUGAUAAGUUCUGUCAACUAGUAACAUCUGAGAAAACAGCUUUAUCCUGGGUAAAAAAGGAUGCCAAAAUUGCCUGGAAAAGAGCAGUGAGAGGAGUUCGGGAGAUGUGUGAUGCAUGUGAAGCAACAUUGUUUAACAUUCAUUGGGUCUGCCAAAAAUGUGGAUUUGUGGUUUGCUUAGAUUGUUACAAGGCAAAGGAAAGGAAGAGCUCUAGAGAUAAAGAACUGUACGCUUGGAUGAAGUGUGUGAAAGGCCAGCCUCAUGAUCACAAACAUUUAAUGCCAACUCAAAUUAUACCUGGUUCUGUUUUGACAGACCUUUUAGAUGCGAUGCACACUCUUAGAGAAAAAUAUGGUAUUAAAUCCCAUUGUCAUUGUACUAACAAACAGAAUGUACAAGUUGGAAACUUUCCUGCAGUGAAUGGUGUGUCUCAGGUUUUGCAGAAUGUUCUUAAUCAUGGUAAUAAAAUUUCUCUGUGCAUGCCUGAGUCUCAGCAGCAGACUACCCCUCAGCAGUCCAAGACUAAUGGCAGCAGCAGCCCAGGAAGUGAUGUAAGCACAGACAGCAAGGUAACACCUCCAGAGUCUCAGUCACCACUGCACUGGUUAGCAGAUCUUGCAGAGCAAAAAUCCAGAGAGGAAAAAAAAGAAAACAAAGAAUGUACUCUUGAAAAGGAAAUAAAAGAAGACCAAGAACAAGACAACCCUGAUUCUCCAAACUGCAGAACAUCACCUCAUGCGUCCCAGAAUAAUGAACAAGGCUCAACCUUACGGGAUUUGUUGACCACAACAGCUGGCAAGCUGCGUGUGGGCUCUACAGAUGCCGGCAUUGCCUUUGCACCAGUGUAUUCAAUGGGAGCUCCGAGUAGCAAAAGUGGAAGGACUAUGCCAAAUAUUCUUGAUGACAUAAUUGCUUCAGUUGUUGAAAACAAAAUUCCACCAAAUAAAGCCUCCAAGAUAAAUAUAAAAUCUGAGCUUCAAGAAGAGCCUAAAGAAAGCAGAAAAUCUGGCAUGAAUGAAAACAAUAAAUUGUACAGUGAUAUACCACAUUCUUGGAUCUGUGAGAAGCAUAUUUUAUGGCUUAAGGAUUAUAAGAAUAGUAAUAAUUGGAAACUUUUCAAAGAAUGCUGGAAACAAGGACAACCUGCAGUGGUUUCUGGUAUGCACAAGAAAAUGAACAUCAGCUUAUGGAAGGCGGAGUCAAUUAGUCUUGAUUUUGGAGACCAUCAAGCAGAUCUUCUGAACUGCAAAGACAGCAUUAUUUCAAAUGCCAAUGUUAAGGAAUUCUGGGAUGGUUUUGAAGAAGUUUCAAAACGGCAAAAAACCAAAAGUGGAGAAACAGUUGUUUUAAAACUGAAAGAUUGCCCAUCAGGAGAAGACUUCAAGACUAUGAUGCCAGCAAGAUAUGAAGAUCUUGUAAAGAGCCUACCAUUGCCAGAAUAUUGUAAUCCAGAAGGAAAAUUCAAUUUAGCCUCUCAUUUGCCAGGAUUUUUUGUACGUCCUGAUCUAGGACCCAGGUUGUGCAGUGCAUAUGGUGUAGCUGCUGCUAAAGAUCACGAUAUAGGAACAACAAAUCUCCAUAUUGAAGUUUCUGAUGUUGUAAAUAUUCUAGUCUAUGUUGGCAUAGCAAAAGGAAAUGGUGUUCUCUCAAAAGCAGGAAUACUUAAGAAGUUUGAGGAAGAAGAUUUGGAUGAUGUUCUGAGAAAAAGAUUGAAAGACUCAAGUGAGAUACCUGGUGCUCUGUGGCAUAUUUAUGCUGGGAAAGACGUUGACAAGAUAAGGGAAUUUCUUCAAAAGAUUUCAAAAGAACAAGGCCUUGAAAUUCUACCAGAACAUGAUCCAAUACGUGACCAAAGUUGGUAUGUGAACAAAAAGCUCCGCCAGAGACUGUUUGAAGAAUAUGGAGUCAAAACCUGUACUCUUAUCCAGUUCCUUGGAGAUGCCAUUAUCUUGCCAGCAGGAGCACUUCAUCAGGUACAGAAUUUUCACAGCUGUAUUCAGGUAACUGAAGACUUCGUGUCUCCAGAACAUCUCGUACAGUCAUUUCACUUAACACAGGAACUGAGACUUUUGAAAGAAGAAAUCAAUUAUGAUGAUAAAUUACAGGUGAAAAAUAUUUUGUAUCAUGCAGUCAAGGAAAUGGUGAGAGCUUUGAAGAUACAUGAAGAUGAAGUAGAGGAUAUGGAAGAAAACUAAGUGUGGUCCAGUUAGGUGUUUCUAGCCUGUCAAACUGGGAUUACUUAUCCUUGAACUAUGAUAUGUAUGCACACUGACUUAAACUUCAUGAAACCAUCAGUGCCAAGAAAUUCUCUUUGUAGUAAUUACUUGUUACUGACACCGCAGCAGUAUAGCAUAUGUCACAGCUACUGUGAUUCAAUAUUAGUUAUUAAAACAAGCUAAAUUUAAAAAGCAGCCCUUCACAGCUGUUUUUGUAUUAUACUGUAUAUUAAGUUUGUGAAAAUGCAAGAUUUAAAAUGAUGUAUUUAUUUUUGGAAAAAAGACAAAAUUCUAUGCUAUAUUGUUGAUCAAGUGUAAAUGUGACCUUGUACAGUUUGCUAAAAUAACUGAUAUUUUUCACUACAUUGAGACAGUUAACUGUGAGAAUAGGACACAAACACCAGCUAUUGCCUGCAUUUGGGAAAUUGCUGAAUCGCACAGCAGUCAUGUCAUAGUCAGAAAAUUACUGCCAAAUAAUUGUAAAAUUUGUAAAAUACAAAGUAUAAAGUAGAUAACUAAAUACAGACACUUCAAUAUUUUGUUGAAGCUAUUCACUGUACAAUUAAACAUUUUCAAAAGGUGUAAUUUAUUUAAAAUUGUCUCAUUUUGGUAAAUUUAUGUGAACUUUUAAAGCUAAAUAUUAAACUUAAUAUGCUCUGUAAAUAUAUACAUAUAUACAUUUAAUGAUGUAUUUUUUUAAAGCAUUGGCUUGCUUUUAUUUGUUAAAGUGCAAGUGUUACAUAUGGCUUUGUACAUUAAAGUUGAAAGGGGUUUUACAUUUUCCAUUAAAAAGACUUUACGA
Messenger RNA from Loxodonta africana (African savanna elephant), 14522 nucleotides. It is a transcript of the gene JMJD1C, whose product is annotated as jumonji domain containing 1C. The transcript is spliced from 26 exons. Lineage: Eukaryota; Metazoa; Chordata; Mammalia; Proboscidea; Elephantidae. The record is from RefSeq and is a predicted model, not a curated record. Bases 6071 to 13699 code for a protein of 2542 amino acids. Gene Ontology annotation, molecular function: histone H3K9 demethylase activity; chromatin DNA binding; transcription coregulator activity. Gene Ontology annotation, biological process: regulation of transcription by RNA polymerase II. Gene Ontology annotation, cellular component: chromatin; histone deacetylase complex.